Magnolia sinica is the source of this 2067-nucleotide messenger RNA. Its product is annotated as receptor homology region, transmembrane domain- and RING domain-containing protein 2-like. The record is from RefSeq and is a predicted model, not a curated record. The transcript is spliced from 5 exons. NCBI's taxonomy places the organism in Eukaryota, Viridiplantae, Streptophyta, Magnoliopsida, Magnoliales, Magnoliaceae. The coding region runs from base 313 to 1755 and encodes 480 amino acids.
GGAGAUUAGAAAGAGACGGCGACUAGCCCGCUGCUCCCGACCCGCCUCAUGCGAAUCCCAUUACUAAAUCCAAAUCUCAUCAUCUCUAUCUGAAAUCGAUAUACAAAAGAGCAGAAGUCGAUGCGGAGAAGCAUGGAAGCCGAUGUUUCGAUCCAACGAGCGAGUUUCGAGCUUCUCUCAACUCAUGGUUUUCUUAAGGAUUUAAUCAGAAGAGGUUUCAGUUUCACUCAAUAAAACGGUUAUAGAAUAGACAAUAGCAAACAGAGAAACCGAAGACAGGCAAGGUUUGGAAGUCUUCUGAUUUUGGCCAGGAUGGCAUUGGCAACUUUUCUGGGAGCAUGUAGACGGUUUGCAACAUUUCUUCCUAUAUUGUACAUUCUUCUUUCUCUACUAGCUGGCAUGGGAACUUCAACUGUGAUGUUAAUUGGGAACAACGUCACAUUAUCAUUUGAUGAUAUCGAAGCCAAUUUCACUCCUGAAAUUAAAGGAUCUGGGGAAUGUGGCAUCUUGUAUUUGGCUGAACCUCUUAAUGCAUGCUCGCCGUUGGCAAAUAGAGUUGUUCCAGGCGAAGGUGUAACUUCUCCAUUUGCAUUGAUUAUUAGGGGAGGAUGUGCUUUUGAAGAUAAAGUUAGAAGAGCACAAGAUGCAGGGUUCAAAGCUGCUAUUGUCUUUAAUGAUAAAGAUGGUCCUUUGGUUGCAAUGGCAGGAGAUUCCGCAGGUAUUAAAAUACAUGCUGUGUUUGUCUCGAAAGCCUCUGGUGAAACCCUGAAAGAGUAUGCUGGCUUAACGGAGAUGGAUCUGUGGAUCAUCCCAACCUUUGAAAAUUCGGCAUGGUCAAUCAUGGCCAUAUCUUUCAUAUCCCUACUUGCCAUAUCUGCAGUGCUUGCUACAUGUUUCUUUGUUCGGAGACACCGUAUAAGACGAGAACGGGCUCGAGCCCCUAAUCUUCGUGAGUUCCAUGGAAUGAGCAGUCGACAAGUGAAAGCAAUGCCAAGCCUGAUUUUCACAUCGGUCUUGGAAGAUAACUGUACUUCAAGAACAUGUGCUAUAUGUUUGGAGGACUACAAUGUUGGGGAGAAGCUUAGAGUGCUGCCAUGUCGCCAUAAAUUCCAUGCUUUUUGUGUGGAUUCUUGGCUCACAAGUUGGAGAACCUUUUGCCCUGUUUGCAAGCGCGAUGCACGGACAAGCACUGGCAAUCUGCCGGCCUCAGAGUGCACUCCUCUACUUUCCUCAAGUCAUGCUUCCCUUUCUUCCUCUGCUGCCUUAUCAUCUGUGCGUUCAUCAGUAGCCACGUCUUCAGCUAUUCAGAUAGCCCCAGGAUCAUUCUGUUCCUCUGCUGCACUGUCAUCUGUGCAUUCGUCAUUGACGACAUCUUCAGCUAUACAAAUAGCUUCGACAUCAUUUCAGUAUCCAUCAACAUCCCGCACCCAUUCCAUUUCCAGUACUCCUUACCAACCACAAUCUCUUAGGUCCUACAACUCACCUGCACUAAGUCUAAGCAGAAGCUCUGUAGAUCUCAGGAAUGCAUCAUCUCACCGUUCUCAUGCGUCUCAUCUUGUUUCUCCGCACUCGGUCUUUCCUUUAUAUUCACCCCUCAAUUCAAGAUAUGCAUCAUCGCCAUAUGUUCCAAGUUCAAGUAACGGGUCACCGAGCUAUGUCGGGUCAUCCAGUCGACAGCAGUUCCUGCGGCAUUGCAGUGAGUCAGCUGCAAGCAUCUCCCCUUUUGCUUCUGCACAGUCAUUGCCGGGAUGCUGAUGACAAUCAGUGCUCUCUAGAGCAAUUGUGGUUGCACUGGAUGGAAUUCAAGUGAUGUGGAUGUUGAAAACAGUUGCAUUCGUGUGCAUGUGCAUGUAAUCUACGAUGAGGGUGAGGACUAUUUGCAUAUUAGGCAGCAGACUGGUGUGCAUCGGAUGCAAAACGGGUAUGCUAUUGUAAUAUAUCACUGACCAUGUCGUUCCAUCUCUCUCACAUUGUUAUAUUAUUGCACUAAGUGGUUUUUGUUUUUAUUCCUUUUUUGGUCAGAAAUGGUUGCUUAUGUAAUUUUUAUUAGUGAUUUGUGAUUUUUCA